CUUGAUAGCAGAUAACCUGAAAGGGGUCAUACUUCUUGUCCUUUAUAAUUGUUCUCACCUUGUCUGACAGCAACUUCGCCUGUUUCCGUCAGCCUGUUCCCGUCCACGGCCGAUCUUCUUUACGUUAACUGUAUACCGUUCGAACGUCGUUUGGGAGCAUUUAUAGCAGCUUUUUAAGAAGUUCUACACUGAGUGCCCUCAAUAAGUUCACACGCGUAGAGCGGUCCUGUCCUCUUCUUCAUCCACCGUGCACAUAGAAAAAGGCAGACAUGUGGCAAUACUGAUCAGCUUACUACCCUUUAGCUAACUCCCGGCGUAGUCGCGAGGCCGCGGCAUCCGCGGUGUCAUGGCAAGUAGGCCACCACGCUCCUUGUCGCGUCCACGCAGCGCGAAUGACCGGGGUGAAAAUGAGAGUGUUUACGCUCUGGGGAAGAUGGCCGGGGCCAUACCUGGGGCUACACCCAAGGUCAAAGUGUACAACAUAGCACCGGAAACUCCGGGAACGCCGACGGCAGGCGGCCCAGGAACACCUGGCGUGCCGCCCAAGCCGCGGGUGAACAGCGCGGCGGAUAGCUCGCAGAUCGAGAGCCUUAUCAACCCGGUGCGAGGAGUGCGGGAUGCCCAGGCCCGCGCCGGCAUCACGCCUACCAACCAUGCCAGGAACAACGCUAUGGCCGUUCGUGAACAAAGCCAGAUGAACGCGCUGCGGAAGCAGGCCGACCAGCAGCCGGAGAGCAGCAAAGGACUCAAGCUCCCACCCGUUCGCAGCACCUCAGCGCCUACACAGAGGCCCCUGCAGCGGCUCAGCAGCGGCGGUGGAGGCGGUCGUGACUUCGUCAACGAGAACAAGCUCGGGGCAGCCGCCCCCACGCGUCCGCCGCGGCCGGAAAAGCGUGACUCGUCCGACAAGUACCUGAACAAGAAGGACUACGGGCAGGUGCCGCAGUACAUCUUGGAACGAAAGAUGCAAAUGGCGGCUGAUAUCGAGGCGGCCGCCCGCGCCAAGGAGGCAGCUCUCAUACCGCCAGGAAUGCGUCUGAUGCCGGACGAUGAGCGCCUUGAGACAUUGGACGUUCUGAAAAAGAACCGGGAGGAGGUCGAGCGCGCCAUCCAGGGGCUCCCACUGCGGAUAGAGACCCCAUCGGCAGUUCGCCGCAAGGAGGAACUGGAGCGGCGGUUAAAGGAAAUCGAGGACGCGAUCAAGAUCUUCUCUCGACCGAAGGUCCUGGUCCACCUGUGAUUUGGUUAUCAGGGUGCUCGUAUAGCCACGGCCUGUACAUACAUGAGGGGCUGCAUGAAGGCCUUCGCCUGCCUGCCUGCAUAUGUAGAAGUAGCCAUUGCGUAUGUACGCAAGAUGGCGUUAGUAACGUAGGGGCAACCUCCCGACAGCUAUCCAGGAAGCUAGAUAGGUACUAAUGAGGAUCAGACAGUAUGCUCCUACGGUGACGAGCUAAGUGUAUCACCGCUGGCUUUCGUUACCCUCUUCCGCGGUAUCAAAUACUGCAUGGGCAACUGCCCUACUGCCGUAGCCGUUGUAAGCUGCGUAAUCAUCUACCAACCAUGUGUGGGUAGACUAUUUGAUGCAUUGUGUAAUCAGCAGCUUUGUCAUCGCCACACCUGUGUCUACUUAUCGCUUUACGAUACGAUUUCCUACGAACUCCCACCGUGACUAUCCCCAAGAUAUUUCACUUUGACGUUCUGGUAGCUUCAUAUGGGUAUGGGUUACCAAAGAUAAUUCACUCCUCCUAGCAGACCUAGCUUGAUAGUUGGGCCCUUCACUGCGACCGCAGCUUGCAGACGCACACCAAGACGAGUGCCUGUAAAACAUUGUUGGGCACAACAAUUACAUCAUGAGCAGGACAUCAAACCAGUUGUGACGGUGGAGCUUCUCUCUGAUUUGUUGGCACCAUUGACGAAAGUUAGCGAAAAAUGGGGCAAAUGACGAAGGGAUAGAACUCUUCUGGCGUCGAGCUUAGCCUUCAUUACCUCUUCGGAGGCAGGCGACUUGGAGGAUGCAAGGGUUCCCGUCGCGCCUUUUGGCGCUUUGCGAGAAUUGCCCACGGGCCAUGCUUAACAGGGAGUACUGGUCCAUUAAGGACUUUGCCCUUGUCAAGGAGGUCGGAAGUGGCGCAGCUUCGACGGUAUACUAUGCCCUUUGCCGAAAGAGCACCAAGCCGGUGGCGAUAAAGAUGUACAAUAAGUCAAAGCUCAGCAAGCUUAACCGUCGGCAGGUGGAGCGAGAGAUUAACAUCCACUCAUCGCUGAGUCACCCCCACAUCAUCGACUUUUACGCUGCGUUCGAGGACGAUGAGCGGAUAUACCUGGUGCAGGAGUAUGCAGCAGGGGGCGACCUGUUUGACGACGUGAAGCGGCGGGGCGGGCGGCUGCCGGAGCGCGAGGUGGUGCAGCAGGUGCUCUACCCCUACCUCACAGCGCUGGCCUACCUGCAUGCGCGGGGCAUCAUACACAGGGACAUCAAGCCCGAGAACACGGUGUUCACUCGCGAGCGGGUGAUGAAGGUGACGGACUUUGGUCUGGCCAUCAACGCCACCACGGAGCGACCCGUCACGCGGCUGGGCACGCUGGACUACAUGGCGCCGGAGGUCCUACGCUGCCCCGACAAGCACGCCCCCGAGGACAACAAGGACCGGGUGGACCUGGAGUACGACACCUCGGUGGACGCCUGGGCCAUGGGGGUGCUGGCGUACGAACUGGUGGUGGGCCGCCCGCCCUUCGGCAUGAGCUGCCGCGAGGCCACCAUGCGCGCCAUCGUGUCCGCCGCGCCCUCGCUGCCCGACUGGAUGUCGCCCGCCGCCGCCGACUUCAUCCGGACGGCGCUGCAGCGCACCCCCGGCCGGCGCUCGCCCGUGGCGCAGCUGCUGGAGCACCCCUGGAUUGUGGGGCACAUGAGGUCUCUCCAGCCGCAGCACACGCCACGCGGCCUGUUCUGCGGCGCUCAGGCCUCUGCGGCCUCUGUGUACACUAGCUCUGUUGCCGCCGCCACCAGCACCACCACCACCUCCGCAAUCACGGCCGCAGUGGGCUUUGCCUCAUCCGGCGGAGCCCCGUGCGGCCCUGCCUCCGCCGCCAGCGCUCGCUCGCUCUACUACCACCCAGGCGGGCUAGACACACAUCCCCACCCGCACUACAACCACCCGCACCACCGCCAGCAUUACCAGCACCAACACCACCUCCUGGUCCCCUCCCAAAACAACGCGUGUUCGGUCUCCAAUAGCGACUUGGGCGUCAUGGCAGUGGCUAGUGGCGGCGGGACCGCUAGCGCCGCCAGCAUGUACGGCAACGUAGCAGCGGCUGCGGCGGCGGUGGUGGAAGCGGCAGCGGCUUCCGCAAUGGUUGGCACGGUGUACAACAGCGACCAGCGGCCCGCCAAGCGGCAGGUGCAGCGGUGUCAGAGUGCUCAGCUAGGGGGAGGCGACGUUGGCGUCGGCAGCAGCAGCAGCACCCUCGCCGCUAUGGAUGGUGGCGGGCUAGCGGCAGGCAUGCAUCAGGGACACACCGCGGCAGCAGCAGCAGCGUCAGGACACCGUCCGUACGACGCGAUGUCGUACUGGGUAACUGACGGCAACGGCUUCUGCCGAGAUCCUUUCGUAGGCCUGGGCGGAGGCGGUGGCGGUGGCUUUGGCGCCAAUGCAGGCGAUAGUGCAAGUAGGACUCACGAGCCCUAUGCACCAGCGGGGGCAGCAGCCGCAGCGGAUGUUGCGGGUGCGGCUGGGGGCUCUGUGGCGCGGGAAUUUUACCAGUCCCAGCUGGCACGGGCAGGUAGCAGUUGUUUGGCAACCCAGCAGCAGCAACACCUGUUGGACCAGCGGAUUAGUCUGGUCCAACAGCAGGAUCAGCAGCAGCAACGAGUAUUGCAGCAACAGCAACAGUUAGCAUCACAGCAGCGAUCCGAUCAGCAGUAUUUAGUUCAGGAGCAACAGAACCUGCAGUUCCAGCAGCGGUACUAUCGCGAGCAGCAGCAACAGCAGCAAGCGCAGCAACAGCAAGUGCAGCAGCAGCAGCAGCAACAUGCAUACCAGGUUAGUCAACAGCGACUUCAGCAGCAGCAACAGCAAAGGAACAUGCAGGAAGCGCCCCUAGCAACCGCCGCAUCCACCGCCGCGGUGCAGGCGCCCUCUCCUAAUGCGCAUCUAUCACAAAUGCCCCCAUGCUCGUUGUCUGUAUCGGGUGAAAGCGGCGGCGGCAGCGCAAACGGUGUCGAACCGUCCGUACCACCCCUAACGGCGGCCGACUACUAUCGGCUGCACUUGGAGGACGUAAGAAGCAUGUGGGACAGCGGCAGUCGCGGUGAGCCGGGACCUGCGAGCGCCCGAAGCCCCAUCAACCGUGGCUUGUCGCGUUCCUUUGCAGCGCGACCCACGGGUCACCGCUCGGGAAGCGUCACUGGCGGGAACGGCAGCAACGACUCCCAUACUGACAUGGCAGGGGCAGCUGUGGGUGCCAACCCGGCGUACGUUGAUACCCGCGGAUCGCCGUUAAAGUCGGCACGGCUGUUGUACCGUACGGGCAGCGGCGGCGCCAUGAAGCGUCGUACACCGGACACGCGUGAUUGGGACAUGCCGGCGCCGCCAGGGAUGCCCCUGAUGUCCCACCAGCUGCAGUACACGUCGCCACAGAAGCAGCCGUCGCCGUCUGGACAACUUGCGGGUCCAGUGCAGCUGACUGAGCAUGGCCUGGUGGCAUCUGGGUCAGCGGCGGCGGCAACGCUGGUGGCCCAUUCGUCGGAUGCGUUCGUAUCGCCGGGCGGUGCAGCAGCCUUCUACACCGGUAGCUUAGCAGGGCUUGCCGGCGGGGUGACCGCGCAACAGCUGGCGGCGGCGGCACCGCAGCCGUCUUCUCCUGCGGCCAUGCUGGAAGGGUGCUUAGGCGCAGGUGGCUUGGCCGCAGCGGCUGCUGCAAUGACGCCGUCGACGUCCCUGGCAUGGCAGUUAAGUGGUUCGUUGUCGUUUACAGCCCGAGGAUCACAUGGAGCCAGGCCGAGUCGGUUGUCGAGGGCUUUCAGGAGGGUAGAAUCCAUGGAACAUCGUGACCAUGGAAGGGGCAGUGACGAUUGUCCUGGAAGCAGCGCCGCUGUCGGCGGCGGUGCAGGGUGCUCACUGCCGCUGCCUGCGAUGGCCUGUAACAGCGCCGCCUCCGCUGCUAUGGCUGCAAUGGACCAGCUGUCCCUAGCGCCGACUGCGGUGUCAGGUGACAAUCGCGGAGGCGGAGGGGGCGUCGCUGCUGCUGCCACCGCGGCACCCACAGACGCAUCCGCUACCCAGCCAGCGGGCACAAGCAUGGGUGCCACAACUGCAGGCGGCACCUUCAGCAGCAGCAUGUGCAGCUACGGCUUUUCGGCUGGUAGCGGUGCCAGCACCGUCACCGCAGCGCCGUCAGCCGGUGCUUCUGUCGGCGGCAGCGGCGGAUGUACGGUAUAUCGUGCGCCGUCUGUAACCACGACGGGUACAUCGUACACGACUGCGAACGCGGCUGCCCAGAGCAUGACCGCACUGGGGCUUCUGCUUCCGACCAUACUUACAAGCGCCAGCGGACUGACGCAUGCAGCAUGCAGCAGCAGCGGUGGGGUCGGAGGUGCAGGCGAGCUGCGCUCCCACCCGAUAAGCAGUCCGCUGAUGACACCCUGGGCCACGCCAGUCAACUCACCCGCCGCCUCACGCGGCGGGGCCGGCGGAGGCGCGCUUUUCAGGGCGACGUCGCAGUCGCCUGCGUUCGACGCGCUGCUUGAGUACAUGCAGGCCGAGGGCAUGUUAACGAGCAGUGAUGAGGCUGGCGCUGCCGCGGCGGGGGCAACAACAACGGCGGCAUCGGCUGCUGGAGGCCCGCUGCCAGGGCUUAGACUCGCACCUGGGAGCAGCCGGGACGCCGGUGGAGGCAUGGAGGGGGCCUUCUGGGGCCCGGCACAAAGCGGCGGUGGAUCUGCUAGAGCUGCUGCUGCCAUUCCUUGCGACUGGCCGACGCCGAUGAACGUAGAUGGGGGCUCGGGCAUCGGAGCUCAUGCUGCGGUGGCGGUGCCGAUGGGUCAACAGCCGACAACGCCAAAGGACGGCUGGGCAGCCGCAUGGGCGGCCGCUAUGGCAAGUGGCGGCAAUGCAAGCUCCGGCUACCCUCGUGCAACCACCACCUCGCCCACUCAAGCGACGACAUCGUCACCCUUUGCACGGUCCUUCAGCAUACCCACGCAUGGCGGUAGCGGCGGUGCCACCGGCGCCGCUGGCGGCGGCAUGGGACCGUCCAUGCACAUGCCAUCACCCCUGGGCCGCGACCAGCCCCAGCAGCAGGCCAGGGCCGCAGCCGUGCAGCAGCUCCUGCGCAGCAGGUCCCUCAACCGCUUCCAACUGGAGCAAAUGGGCCUGGGGACGGCGGGCGCCGGCACCGGUGUUUGCGGCCCACAAGGGCCGAUGGCCCCUGCUGCUGUUGCUGGCUUGUCGCUUUGUUGCGCAUCACCGACUGGUGCUGUUGCCGCCUCCGGCGGCUUUGCAGGCACUGCACCUUUCGGCGUAAAUGCUGGCGUGGCAGGGACGGCGGGGACAGCGAUGGAUGGAGAUACGAGAGCGACCGGCGGGGUUCCUGAUGCAUCCACAGCUGCUACCGCCUCUUGGAGUCAGCAGUCCGAGAUGUGCGUCGCUACCGAGGGCGGCGGUGGAGGCGAGGGAUGCAGCAGCGUUGGCUUUGGAAACAGGCACGGUCCGCAGGCGUUUGCCAUUUCGGCUGGCGCGACGCCGCUGCGGGGACUGUCGUACGCCCAGCAUCCAUACCAUAGCAGCCAGCCCCAUCAUCAGCCCAACAUGGGGCCGCCCAGUGCAUCCCAGCGGUAUCCGGGGGCAGUGGGGGAUGGACACAUGGGCAUGGGUAUGAGCAGCAAUGCUGGCUGCUUCCACACCCCUGGCAGCACUCUCCCCUCUGUCCCGAGUCCGCUGGGGCUGCGUUGCAGCUCUGGUAGCCAGCCUAGCAGUAGCAGCGAGGAGAUGACGGGCACGCCUCAAGGGAAAGGAACGGCGUCUGGCUCGUGAUGUGGAUUGAAAGCGCAGCAAUCGUGAUGGGCACAUGCGGACAUAGGUACAUCAUUAGUAUGCCCGUAGCCUGGGCGGAAAGGAAUGCCUGAAAAUGCCUUUAAUUAGGAGGCUUUGCGGGCCUGAGUCGUUGUGGUGGCAAUGCCCUUACCAUGCAUUGGCAGGAGUACGCCUAAAGAGGUGUUGCAUGAGCAUUGCCGUUGAACCUUACAACUAGGGAGCUUUGACAGGGGCUCUGGAGUUGCGAUACAGACUGCAGAAUGACGCUGGAUAAGCUGUUCGUAGGAGUUAUGUAGGAGUUCUGGGGGACCCGCGUCAGGAUAAGGUGACACAAGGGGGCGACAGGGCACGCAGCACAGGCUUUUGCUCCUUGGAAUGUAGGAGGCAUGUAGUUCCGAGUUCAUUCUACAGCUGGCAGGGGCGUCUGUUGCACGGGGGCCAGCGUUCUAGCUGUGCCAGGGUUUCCGAUGCCUUGCUCCCAUCGCGACCAUUGUGUUGUCCCCCGCAUAAGGAGGGGCGCUGUUACCGGCUUCACGCACUUAGGUGACUACUCGCGCAUGCUGCUAUUUUACGCGGUUGACUUAUGGGUUGGUUCAUCCUGGCCCCUAUGCAUUUGUUGCUCCAAGUUGUGAACUCUUGUGAUCUGGUGCGCCUUGACGGUAGGCGGCGUGCGAGCAAGGGGACUCCAUCUUUGUUCCUAUUAUAGGGCUACUUUGCACGCUUGGGGCGUGCAUAGUUAUGUUCACAAAACUUGCCGCGAGUUGGAACAUAAUGUGAUUGCACAGUUGUGUGUACGUGCACCGGUUAGCGCUCGCGUAGUUGAAUCGGACUGCAUUACGGAAGGUGUGAAGGCUCUCGAGCUUUGCAUGGCUUUGGAAUUGCAGGUUUGGUGGGCGUGGCCAUGUCCAUAGGUUUGUCCUCACAACGCCAGGAGAUGCGUUGUGAUGUGUUGCCGUUUGUGUACAUAAGUAGCGCUGCAGACCUAGGGACCUGUACGGCAAGUAUCCCGACCAGGCUUGGCAGAGGGCACGUCAGGCCCCAAAAGCUAUGCGCCUUUAGAUUGUUGCCUACAAGUUGAUCUUUUUUGUGAUUGAUUCCUUUUGGGCGUUUCCCUUCCGUCAAGUUCGGGUUCUUAUGGAAGUACGGCAUUUCUAAAGAGGGAUCUGAACGCUGGCGGCGUGGAUUUGCUUUGUGCGAUGUUUAUUUGGAUAGGGGUCUCGUAGUUUUUGUUGGGGGUGGGUGGGUUCAAUAUGGGCUGGUCGUUACUUAUCACACCCGCUUGCCCGACAGCAGUCAGGGGGGAGGUCCGUGUGCAUACUUGGUCACACCAUCAGCCAUGCUGCUUUAUGCGUAACCGUAUGCAACUGACCGCGAGCUGGUUUCCUACAUGCGAGGAGAUUUGUUGACGGCGUUAGAAAGCCAAGGGUGAAGGCUUGCAAGCAAGCUUGUGGCUUUCCAACCCGUUUCGGUUUGUAGUGUCUUAACAAUGUUCGGCACAGGCGCAGUGGCUUUUGGAAAAGUGACCUUUCGCUUGGUUGUAUCUACACGGUAAGAGAGAGGAAAGCCAAUGCAUCGGGAUGUAGUCUUUCUUGUUUUGUACGCGUGUCUGCAUGCUAUUAUCAGUCAUUUUGCUUACCGUUCGUUUUAGUUGCGACGUUUGGCCGGUAUAUGCCCUAGACGUGAACCGCAGACAGUCUGCCAAGUGUAGUCCAGCAUACUUACAUUGUUUGUGGUGAGUCCUCUCCACUGCGCGCUGGCUAUGUUGCCGCGCGAUUCCCGUACUGAGCUUGUACGCGUGUGCAUACGUUUUAAGGCCUCCCGGUGCCCCGCUCGUGACUCAAGCAGAUUUCAGCGGCAGUGAACGUGGUUCGUGGCCGGUUCCGCACUUUGAGGACUUGGCUCUGGCGGUGCGAAUGGGUUUUAGUCCUUACGUCCGUUAAUGACAUCGUUGCUAGCAUCGGAUAGGCACUGUUGCGCUGAUGAUACAUGGAAAUGUGCGUUAUGAAAGCACUGGCUGGUGCCAUGGAUGUUACGCUACUGUUGCCUGAGGCAGGUAAUCACAUCAUGCUGGGACGCGUGCGACUCCCUGUUGGCAGCUACAUCCUCUGUUCCCCACAUAUUAACGUUGCUCUCAAGGUGUAUAUCCAAC
Molecule: messenger RNA, 9180 nt
Organism: Astrephomene gubernaculifera
Lineage: Eukaryota; Viridiplantae; Chlorophyta; Chlorophyceae; Chlamydomonadales; Astrephomenaceae
Source: the annotation of a GenBank genome assembly